Molecule: messenger RNA, 474 nt
Organism: Lodderomyces orthopsilosis Co 90-125
Lineage: Eukaryota; Fungi; Ascomycota; Pichiomycetes; Serinales; Debaryomycetaceae
Exons: 1
Coding region: 1-474 (157 amino acids)
Source: RefSeq, a predicted model, not a curated record
AUGUCAUCACAAAGAAAACUCAAUGGAUACUUGGAACGCAAAGAUUCACUAAUAACCCAAUACCGAAAUCUCAAAUCUGAAUUCACUCCUGCUCAACAAGCCUUAUUCUAUAUCCUCAUCAAACUCGACGAACUAGUAUAUGAAUACCACGUGUGCAAAUCAUACUUGGAAACUCAACAACUCACUCAUAAACCACCAUUGGACAAUUUACAAGAAUCACAAACUAAACUCAAGACUAUUUAUGAAAAAAUUCGACAAAUUGAAGAUGAAAUUUAUUAUGAUGAAUUGAUUACAUCGGCUCCUAGAUUGAGUAUCAUACGGAAGGAAAUUACUGAGAAUGCUAGAGAAGCGGGCAAGAUUAUUCAUAGUUACGAAGUUAUGAAUCCGAAACUGACUUGCCAUUUGUUGGAUAAUCGGGUAUAUGAGUUGAAGCCUAGAGCGAGUCCGAAAUUGAAACAAGAAGGGAAGUCGUGA